Molecule: messenger RNA, 770 nt
Organism: Rubroshorea leprosula
Lineage: Eukaryota; Viridiplantae; Streptophyta; Magnoliopsida; Malvales; Dipterocarpaceae
Source: the annotation of a GenBank genome assembly
AAGAAAACAAUAAACAUUUCUUCAAAUUCUUCUUCUUCUUUUCUGUUCCUAACAUAAAAAAAGGAAGUGUAUAUUCUAUAAACCCAAAAUUCAUAUGGGACGAGGUGGCAAGGAGGGAUAAUGUUAUUCCGGUUGGCCAUUCAUUUUAAGGUUGGAUGUUCGGCAGUUCAUCCAAUGAUACUAUUCAGAUUGGUCCCCCCACAAAAUCCGAAGAGGGAAAACUUCACAAUGUAAUCCAUACUGUAAACUACGUCCACGGAUGGAACCACCGCUAUCCAAACAGCUACUUCGGGAACAUUAUUAGCGAACGAGGUGCAACCGAACCGAGCCCAUUUCUAGACACUGAAAAUGGAUUUGCUUUAGCUGAGACACUGAACAAGGUGAGAGACGCCAUAAGGAAAGUGAACGCAGACUCCGUACUGAAGAAGCUCCAAGAAACCAUCUUCGGGCACUCUACAAGUGUCAUGAAAAGGAGAUGUGAUGAGCUUUCGCUUCAGAUUUCGGGUGAGGGUCCCAGCUAUCAGCUCGAUUAAAGAGAACUUGGCUGCCUUCUUUGACACCAAAAGUGGGGAUGGAAUAGAAGCAUGGAUCAACCUGAACGAUGAAGUGAUGGUUAAGUUCUAAACUGACAAGGAGAUCCUUUCAUAUGUUUCAUAAUUAAUUCUGCAUUUUCAUGCUUGUCUUUCAUAUAAUCUGUUCUAUCUCGUCUUUCAUGUAUAUUAGUGUUGGUGUGAUUGCAUUUAAAAGUUGAAUCAAUGAUUGGGAGACUA